Molecule: messenger RNA, 2656 nt
Organism: Salvelinus namaycush (lake trout)
Lineage: Eukaryota; Metazoa; Chordata; Actinopteri; Salmoniformes; Salmonidae
Gene: zbtb7a
Product: zinc finger and BTB domain containing 7a
Exons: 4
Coding region: 1-1953 (650 amino acids)
Biological process (GO): regulation of transcription by RNA polymerase II
Molecular function (GO): RNA polymerase II cis-regulatory region sequence-specific DNA binding; protein binding; DNA-binding transcription factor activity, RNA polymerase II-specific
Source: RefSeq, a predicted model, not a curated record
AUGCCAGAGCAGCUGGAUGCCUCAGUGGACUGUAUGCUGGGCUGUUUUAACUCCUUUCAGCCUCCUCUCCCCUCCACAGAGCUGUGUGUGACCAGGACAGGCAGACGGACAGACGGCAGGACGGACACGCGGGCGGCGGCUGUGAUUGGCGGCUCGGCGGCAGGCUGGUGGAAGAUGUCGUCGGGAGCCGGUGGGAGGGGUGGGCGGCGGCUCAGGGGUGGGGGGGGGGAGGCGGCGGAGGAAGGUCCAGUGGGCAUCCCCUUCCCCGAGCACAGCGCAGACAUCCUGGGCAGUCUGAACAAGCAGCGCCUCAGCGGCCUGCUGUGCGACGUGCUCCUGAUCACCCAGGAGAGGGAGUUCACUGCCCACCGUUCGGUCCUGGCCUCCUGCAGCUCCUACUUCCACAAGUUGUUCACCUCGGGCCCAACAGCCAGCCAGCAGAACGUCUACACCAUAGACUUUGUGGCGGCCGAGGCCCUGGGCGCCCUGCUGGACUUUGCCUAUACAGCCACGCUAACGGUCAGUCACAGCUCCGUGGGAGACAUCCUGGCUGCCGCCCACCUGCUGGAGAUCCCGCCCGUCCAGGAAGUCUGCACUCACCUGCUGGACACCAAAGUGCUCUCCCCGCCGGCGGGCAGUGAGCGAGGAGAGGAAGAGGAGGAUGAUGAUGAUGAGGGGGAAGGAGGGAAGGGUGGAGGAGGAUGGGGGCAGCAGGGGAAUCGACUGCGGGCCCGGGAGUAUCUAGAAUAUUUCCAGAGAGGGGCCCACUGGAGCAGCAGCUGCAGCACGCCAGAGCUCAGGGACAUGCCCACACACCUGCACUUUAACCAUGGCAACGGGGCCCACAGCAACGGGGCCCCCGGGGGCCCCAGCGAGUACUGCUCUCCCCUGGACCUUGCCCAGGCCCCCACACAGGACCCAGAUGAUGAUGAGGAGGAGGACGAGGAGGACGAAGUAAAGGUGGAGCACUCUGAGAAUCACAGGGACAUGCUGACCUGGGCCAGGGGGAACGGAGGGGGGCCAGGGGCCUCUUUCUAUGCCCCAGCCCAGAACGGCCACUUCUACCUCCCCACGGAGCCCAAACUGGAGCCGGAGGAGGAAGAGGAGGAAGAUGGCAUGCGGGAUGGGGAGAGAGGCUCGGCCAGCGCCCUCCUGCAGCAGAUGAUGGACUCCAUCGAGAGGCAGAAGGAGCGGGCCGCGGCCGGGGAGGACCCGGGGGAGGGGGAGGACCCGGACGUGGAGUUUUACUUGAAUUACUUUAACAGCACGCAGCAUGAGGACGCCGCCGUCUCACAGGGACUGCUGCCCCUCUGGGCGACACGGGGAGGCUCCAGCCAAGAUAGAGGGGGAGGAGAGAGGGGAGGAAGAGGAGGAGAAGAGAGAGGAGGGGGCGGAGGGGAGAGGAAGAUGCGCUCCAAGGCCUUCCAGAAGUGCCCCAUCUGCUCCAAGGUCAUCCAGGGUGCAGGCAAGCUACCCCGCCACAUCCGCACGCACACGGGAGAGAAGCCCUACGAGUGUGCCAUCUGCAAAGUGCGCUUCACCAGGCAGGACAAGCUCAAGGUUCACAUGCGUAAGCAUACGGGAGAGAAGCCUUACCUGUGUACGCAGUGUGGUGCUGCGUUCGCCCACAACUACGACCUGAAGAACCACAUGCGCGUGCACACAGGCCUGCGGCCCUACCAGUGCUCCAGCUGCUUUAAGACUUUUGUGCGUUCAGACCACCUGCACCGCCAUCUCAAGAAGGACGGCUGCAACGGUAUCCCCUCCCGCCGGGGCCGCAAGCCUCGGGUACGGGACCCCGGGCUCCUGGAGGCCUCCAUGGGGCUGGUGGGCCCCGGCCCUCGCAGUGGCAGGGAGAGACGGCGCAUGGAGGCAGCCUCGGCAGAGGGGGCCUCCAGGGUCCAUGCACACAGUCCCCAACCCCAGGAGAGCCCAGAGGAGCCGGGGCACUGAGGCAGGGAGACAGGGAGGGACGCUGGACGCCAUAGUCAUACUUGGCCCCUGAAGGGGCCGCUGCCGAAACAAGAGAAAAAAAACAACAAAAAAACACAACUAACUAUUUCUCUAUAAACCAAAUCAGGGUGUCACAAAUCUAAUAUUUUCAGUUUCUUUUAUCCCUUUGCUUUAGGAAACAGUAGACACAACAGACAAACAUGAGUCAGUGUUCUGUUAAAGAGCAAGGAACGCUUCAAAUCACACACCCAUGAUGUCUCCUUUCUGGGUCAUUUCUGUCUGAUCUGGGUUUUUAUACAUUUGGCAAAAAUGCUUUAUAUGCAUAACAAAACAACAGAAAACCCUGAGCAAACUAUGCAGUUAAAAUAGGUUUUGAAUUCAGAGCCAAACGAUGAGGUGUCCCACACCUACCGGCUGCUGCAGGGGUGAACUGAGUGUAAUCUCUCAUAUUCAGAUGGAAAGCAACCAAUCUUUUUCUAUUCUUUUGCAGUUCUAAAAUGUACAGUUACCAUAAAAACAGUAUUGUCAGAAUAUGGCAAUAUAUGCAAGAUUAACUUACCCACACCUCUGAUGCAGCAUCCUUUUUUCUAAAGGCUUCAGAAAGAAUCAGACAAGGGUUUGAUUUAAGUGUUACUUACUCGAUAAAAUAUAUUUUAAAAAUCUAUGGAUCAUCUUUUUUAAAUGUCGAGUCGAAUCCACGUUU